This is a messenger RNA of Salvia hispanica, 1028 nucleotides long. RefSeq lists its product as uncharacterized. The record is from RefSeq and is a predicted model, not a curated record. NCBI's taxonomy places the organism in Eukaryota, Viridiplantae, Streptophyta, Magnoliopsida, Lamiales, Lamiaceae.
ACAGAGAGAUGGAGACGGAGAGACAGGCGAGGAGGGAGAAGAUAAAAUCACGAGAGAUGGAUCGCAUGGCGUUGAUAACGGGUCGGAUCCCCAAUCUCGACCCAGGCAUAUCCAAAUCAACUUCAUUUUCUGAUAUUCGCACAAAUGAUUUGCCCAAGCACUCGCGCUCCUCAUCGGAACCUUCACCGCCCUGUUUGAUCCUCAAUCGCGCACACGGUGAAGAUGAUGAUGAUGAUGUGCCAAACACCGACAACGAUGAGGAUUUCUCCAAACAAAACACAGCUGCAUCCCUUCGCAACAGAAGAAACAGAUCAUCAUCAGCGCUGGUCGCCACACCCAAACGCGCCGCCUCACAGAAAUCAAAGCUUGCCAGGAAGCCAUUCGAGUAUCAUCUCUUCACGGUCACACCAAAAGAUAUAAACCAAAGCAUCAUAUCCUCGGAGAAGACGCGCUUGUUCUGCUCCUUGGCGAUAGCACUCCUCGUGCUCCUGUCUCACAUUGACCCCAUAUUCAUAGUAGUGAAGUCAGAGAGCCUCAUUGCCUCUAGGCCUCUGUACGCGGUGCUGCUGAGUGAUCUGUUGAUUGCGGCCGCCACAUUGGCACUUCUAUCAUUCUGGAGGGAGGCCGAGCAAGAAGUGGAAUUCGAGAAAGAUGUGAAUUGGGAUGGAGCUGUGAAGGUGUUGGAAUGGGGGAUUAUCUUGCAUCAGACAGCUCGUGCAAUCUUCAUAGACUGCAGCUUGUAUUUGGCUAUUGUUAUAUGCGGCCUCUCUCUCAUGCAUUGAUUCUUGGAUUUCUCAUCUCAUCAAGUAAGUUCACUCAUUCCUUGUGUAUAUAUAUUCAAAACUUUGAUAUCAUGUUCAAUAAAUUACACGAUUAUCACAAUAGAGCAACGGUGUUUAUCUAAUCCGAUUGAUUGCGUAAAGUCCGUGAGAGCAAAUAAAUCGGGAAAAGUAUACAUAAAUGACCAUUCUUUUCUGGUAUGUUAUAUUUUCUAUAAUAAGAUUAGUACUCCCUCCGUUUCGCCAUAA